Molecule: messenger RNA, 1567 nt
Organism: Prorocentrum cordatum
Lineage: Eukaryota; Dinophyceae; Prorocentrales; Prorocentraceae
Source: the annotation of a GenBank genome assembly
GCUGUGGCAACGCAUUGAAUUUCGUGACCAUGGCAGCUCUGAGUGGCUGGGCUCUAAGUGACUGUGGCAGCUCUAAGUUUUGUCUUUUGUGGCUCCACUUCAUUCCUGUGGCAGCGCAUCAUGGCUGCCGCUCGUGAACCGCAGGGCUCCCCGCCCUCGAGCAAACGUUUGUCUGCCAAUCCUAUGAUUUCGGUUGCUGAUAUCCAAGGCGCCCUGAACACGUUCUUGCGCGAUGAGUGCCCGAAUCGUGGCAUACAUGGGUUUCUAAAAGUAGGCAUCGACCACAAAGUGACGUGGCGCGCAGCUCCCACGGCGAACGUCCUGGCAAUGGUGAGCCCCCUUUUCGUUGCGUUGGCACCGAUCAUCCAGAACUGAGUCGCGCCAGGAUUGAAGCUCGAGAAGUCCUUCGUCGCGUGCGACGAGCGGAAGGAGGCAAAUUUCACGGCUGUUUCCGCCACGGACUGGUCCAACAACAGCAUGGCCGAGGCAAUCAGGAUGCUUUGGAUGGAUUUCCGCACAGUAAACGUUAGUUCCGAGGCUCGGAGGCGCUGUUUUUCGGGAGCGUCAACCACCGAGGUGGAACAGAUCAGGAAAGUCCUAGACCUUCUGACGCACUUGCCUUAGGACACGAACGACAAAAAGAACGGCAAGACAGACGAAACCAGCAACCGGGAGACGUUCCAGUCCACGCCCGACGCCCCAGGAGCGAGGUACAGUCGGGCUUCGAGCUCGGAGAAGCUCCCAGGCCCCAAACUGGUUGAAGUCGCUUCGGAGAUCGGGAAGGAGGAAGAGUACGAGUCCCUCACGGAUAAGUUCGCGAUUGAUUUGGCGAUUGCUUUUGCGGACAUCGAUUCGCUUUCGGCGCCCACCAGCUCGGCUCCGCAGCAAGUCUCGGCAGUGCAGCGCCCGCGUGGCGUGGCCGAACUCGACUGGGACAUGCUGACGGCGGUCAUGGAGAAGUCCGCGGAGGCCCCGGACACACCAAUUCGCACCCCCAAGCCGAUGAAGCGCAAAGGCAAAGGCACGGGCAACGGUAAGGGCGAGGGCGCGAGCAAGGGAACGAGCAUGGCGUCCACGGGCAAGAAGGGCAAGGGCACGAACAAGGGCACGGGCAAGGGCAAGGGCACGAGCGAGAGCCUGAGCAAAGGCAUGCGCAAGGGCAAAGGCAAGAAGACCAAGGGUGCGAGCAAGAGCACAGCGAAGGCCAAGGCGAGACCGCAGCGUCUUGAUGGACGUACCAGCACAGCAAUCGCCUCGCCCUUGAUGGACGCAUCGUCUCUCGGGAUUCCAGGGGGGCCGACCGAGGGCCCAGAGGCGCCGCCAAUCACCAAGGUCGAGAGGCCGUGCACGAGCGAAGGCGGCGGCGGCAAGAACGACUACUGGAGGCCCGAGACCGAUGAGCUCCGCAAGCAGCGCCGCGGGAACGGAUGCGGGUGCUCCAAUUGCAGGCGGAAGGGGCAUUGCACAACGUGCAAGGAGCUUCACGGCGAGGCGUCGGCCCAGCCGACCUAAUUCUUCGGCGCAGUGCAUCUGCGCGCGGGUGGGGCUCGCGCAAGUCUGCUCCGGG